ACUGGGCUCACUCUAUCGAGAGGUCGGAGGCUGCGAGUGUCGCUGCUGAAGGCUGUAGUGGACCGGGCUGGAUCGCGGAUUCUGAGCUACAUCGCGGGUUUGGGGGUGCAUCUUGGAUUUAGGGGUGGAUCGCUGGGUGGGGAGGGGGAUCUCGAAUUUGGAGCUGGGUGGGGGUGGAAAGGCCACGAGGAGCCGCGGCGUCUCAGGAGCGGGUGGUGGGCAUCUGAGAAGUCGCCACCAUGAGGAAGCUCCUCAGUUUUGGGAGACGCCUGGGCCAGGCGCUCCUGAGCUCCAUGGACCAAGAGUAUGCGGGUCGGGGGUACCACAUUCGGGACUGGGAACUGCGGAAGAUCCACAGGGCGGCCAUCAAGGGCGACGCCGCAGAGGUGGAGCACUGCCUGACGCGCAGGUUCCGGGACUUGGACGUCCGCGACAGAAAAGACAGGACUGUUCUACAUUUGGCCUGUGCCCAUGGCCGUGUGCAAGUGGUCACUCUCUUGCUGGACAGAAAAUGCCAGAUCAACAUCUGUGACAGACUAAACAGGACACCUUUAAUGAAGGCUGUACACUGCCAGGAAGAGGCUUGUGCCAUUAUUCUCCUGAAACGUGGCGCCAAUCCAAACAUUAAGGAUAUCUACGGCAACACUGCUCUCCAUUAUGCCGUGUAUAAUGAGGGGACUUCACUGGCAGAAAGACUGCUUUCCCACCAUGCAAAUAUUGAAGCACUAAACAAGGAGGGAAACACUCCACUUUUGUUUGCUAUAAAUUCCAGGAGACAGCAUAUGGUGGAAUUUUUAUUGAAGAACCAGGCAAAUAUACAUGCCGUUGACAAUUUCAAAAGAACAGCCCUCAUACUUGCAGUACAGCAUAACUUGUCAAGUAUCGUCACCCUCCUGCUUCAACAAAAUAUACAUAUCUCUUCUCAAGACAUGUUUGGCCAAACUGCCGAGGAUUAUGCUUUUUGUUGUGAUUUGAGAAGCAUCCAACAACAAAUUUUGGAACAUAAAAAUAAGAUGCUUAAAAAUCAUCUUCGAAAUGACAAUCAAGAAGCAGCAGCCAUGAAGAAUGAAAGUUUUAAAACACAAGGAGCAAGUUCAAAAGUCUCGCUCUAUCACCAGUCUGGAGUCCAGUGGCAUGAUCUCAGAUUACUGCAGCCUUCACCUCCCAGGUUCAAGCAAUUCUCCUGCCUCAGCCUCCCGAGGAGCUGGGACAACAGGCACAUGCGACCAUGCCCAGAAACAGCAGCUAUGAAGCCUGAAAAUUUGAAAAAAAGAAAAAAAAGAAAAAAAUUGAAAAAAAGAAAAGAAGGUGCAAAAGAACACAACUUAAAAGUGGCUUCAGAGGAAAAGCAAGAAAGGCUUGAAAGAAGUGAAAAUAAACAGCCGCAGGAUUCUCAAAGUUAUGGAAAAAAGAAGGAUGAGAUGUUUGGAAAUUUUAUGUUGAAGAGAGACAUUGCCAUGCUCAAAGAGGAAUUAUAUGCAAUAAAAAAUGACAGUCUCAGAAAGGAAAAGAAAUAUAUUCAGGAAAUUAAAAGUAUUACAGAAAUAAAUGCUAACUUUGAAAAGAGUGUAAGACUCAAUGAAGAAAUGAUAACAAAAAAAGUGGCCCAGUAUUCGCAACAGCUUAAUGAUCUGAAAGCUGAGAAUGCAAGGCUGAAUUCAAAAUUGGAGAAGGAAAAACACAACAAAGAAAGACUAGAAGCUGAAGUUGAAUCCCUCCAUUCUAACUUGGCCACUGCUAUAAAUGAGUACAAUGAAAUUUUGGAAAGAAAAGACCUAGAACUAGUUUUAUGGAGAGCAGAUGAUGUUUCUAGACAUGAAACAAUGGGUUCUAAUAUUUCUCAACUAACAGAUAAGAAUGAGUUGCUUACUGAACAGGUCCAUAAAGCUCGGGUGAAGUUCAAUACCUUAAAAGGUAAGCUCCGUGAGACAAGAGAUGCUCUCAGGGAAAAGACAUUGGCUUUAGAAAGUGUACAGCUGGACCUAAAGCAAGCGCAGCAUCGAAUAAAGGAAAUGAAGCAGAUGCAUCCAAAUGGGGAAGCUAAAGAAAGUCAAUCCAUUGGAAAGCAGAACUCUUCAGAGGAGAGAAUACGUCAACGAGAACUUGAAAAUCUCUUGCUUGAACGACAACUAGAGGAUGCUCGUAAGGAAGGUGAUAAUAAAGAGAUAGUCAUUAAUAUCCACAGAGACUGUCUUGAGAAUGGAAAGGAAGAUCUUCUAGAAGAAAGAAAUAAGGAAUUAAUGAAUGAAUAUAAUUAUUUAAAAGAAAAACUGCUUCAGUAUGAAAAAGAAAAAGCAGAAAGAGAAGUGAUUGUGAGAGAAUUUCAAGAAGAACUGGUCGAUCAUCUUAAAAAAUUUUCAAUGUCAGAGUCUCCACUGGAAGGUACAUCACAUUGUCAUAUUAAUUUGGAUGAGACAUGGACUUCAAAGAAGAAAUUAUUUCAAGUAGAAAUUCAACCUGAAGAAAAACAUGAAGAAUUCAGAAAAGUUUUUGAAUUAAUAUCAUUACUGAACUAUACUGCGGAUCAAAUAAGAAAGAAAAAUCGUGAAUUAGAAGAAGAGGCAACUGGAUAUAAGAAAUGCCUAGAAAUGACAAUAAAUAUGUUAAAUGCAUUUGCAAAUGAAGACUUCAGUUGCCAUGGAGACUUAAAUACAGACCAACUGAAAAUGGAUAUUCUGUUUAAGAAGCUAAAACAGAAGUUUGAUGAUCUUAUGGCCGAGAAGGAAGCUGUAUCUUCAAAAUGUGUCAAUUUGGCCAAAGACAAUGAAGUUCUUCAUCAGGAGUUAUUAUCUAUGGGAAAAGUACAAGAGAAAUGUGAAAAACUUGAGAAGGAUAAAAAGAUGUUGGAAGAAAAAGUAUUAAAUCUUAAGACACAUAUGGAAAAAGAUAUGGUAGAACUUGGUAAAGUACAAGAAUAUAAAUCGGAGCUGGAUGAAAGGGCAAUGCAGGCAAUAGAAAAAUUAGAAGAAAUCCAUUUACAGAAACAAGCAGAAUAUGAAAAACAAUUAGAGCAGUUAAACAAGGAUAAUACGGCUUCACUAAAAAAGAAGGAACUCACACUUAAAGAUGUGGAAUGUAAAUUCUCCAAAAUGAAAACAGCUUAUGAAGAUGUUACAACUGAAUUAGAAGAGUAUAAGGAAGCCUUUGCAGUAGCAUUGAAAGCUAACAGUUCCAUGUCAGAAAAAAUAACGAAAUCGGAUAAGAAAAUAGCUGUGAUCAGCACCAAGCUCUUUAUGGAGAAAGAGCGGAUGGAAUAUUUUCUCAGCACUCUUCCUAUGAGGCCAGACCCAGAGUUACCUUGUGUUGAAAAUCUUAAUAGUAUAGAACUCAACAGAAAAUAUAUUCCCAAAAUGGCCAUAAGAAUUCCUACUUCAAACCCACAGACUUCAAAUAACUGCAAGAACUCCUUGACUGAGAUGGAGCUGGACUGUGCAGAACAAAUAAUUACAGAAACAAAGAAAACUUUUGCUGCGUUGGGCCCUUGCUCCUAUCUACUUUCUUCUCUAGAAUCCACUGGUAAGCCACAUCUAAUGAAGAGAAUAUUUAACCAUAAAAUCUUAAGGAAAAGUUGUAUGAUUUAAAAGAUCAUAAAACUUUAUUACUGGGCUAUUUACAUGAAAUUUUAAUUGUUUCUCAUAAAAUAUAAAACAUCACAAUCUUUACUAAAGUAGAAUAUUUUCAUAUCAUAUGAUGUAUAUUUAUAUGUUAUUUUAAAUGAUUUUUUUAGCCUCCUUAAGUUUUAAGUGGAUCUUGCAAAUGAACACCAGUGUUAUUGAGUUUGACCUACUCAAAUUGCCUGAAUGUCAGCUGUUUAAACAGCCAAACAACCAAGUCAUCAUUGAUACUGUAGUAAAGGUCAUCUUUGCAUUUUACACUUUUUAUUACCAUAUAUAGUAGGAGACUUAAAGAGUAUCUGCCAGGUUUGUCCAUACUAGUGUUAUGAUUUUCUUUUUGUAGUUCAAUAGUAUUUUGUGUGGAGAUACUUUGAAGCUCUGUAAAUAUCUGGUUACUCCUCAAAACCCACUAGAUUUAGCAUUUCAUGGAUGACUUGUGUUUGAACAAGUAUUACUGUGAUGGUUGCCAGAUGAUUAUUUUUCUUAUUUUCUUCUUUGUUCUACAUGGAGAAAUAAAACCAAUAAAUAAAGGAGAAGGGAAAGUCA
Molecule: messenger RNA, 4160 nt
Organism: Homo sapiens (human)
Lineage: Eukaryota; Metazoa; Chordata; Mammalia; Primates; Hominidae
Gene: ANKRD18B
Product: ankyrin repeat domain 18B
Exons: 19
Coding region: 240-3581 (1113 amino acids)
Source: RefSeq, marked validated